AACCCUAAAUCAUCCAUUUUUUUUCAGUUUUACUUUCUAUGAUGAAUGACCUAGCUAAAAACUAAAAGCCUAAAAUCCCCUAAUUCAUAAUAACAUUAAUAAUAAUAAUAAUAAUAAGAACAGUAAUUUCUUCUGCAAAUCUUGAAUUCUUCGCGUUCUAGUGUACCCACCCCAAUUUCUGAUUGAAGAUUCAAGGGUUUGGCUUUGAAUGUUAGUCGCGGAAUGGACAAAUCUAAUUGAAUUUUGAGAAGAGUGGGAGAUAAAUGGGGGAAGAGCAACAUCCAAAGAAUGAGCAUAGAGAUGAGGAGAAACAACCUGAAUCUGGGGACAACGACAACAACAAUAAUGAUGGUAUGCUGGAUCGUACGGUGUCGAUUUUCUCUAUAGCGACGUCACCGACACCGUCACCAAAGUCGCCGUUCGGCCACACACCGCGGUGGAGCAUGAUGAGCGGAUCUCCCGGGUCGGCCCGAUUAGCCGGUCAGCUUUCGUUCCCCGACCACCCCUUGCCCUCGCCGGACGCCUCGCCGCUGCAAUCGCCGUCGCGCCGAAGCGGAGACCUCCCGCCGGGCUACGAUCCGAAGCGAAUUCCCUCCUCGAUCUUCUCCAGAAAAUCCGGGGCGGGCGAGAAUUGGAGCGGCGCCUCUAAUGAAUCGUUGUUUAGUAUCCAUGUCGACAAUGGGAGCUUUACGAAUGUGGGGGAGCUUAGUGAGAGAAAGAGCCUCUCCGCCGCCCUUUCUCCUCUUGCGGCAGCAGCGGAUUGCGAUGCGAAGGAUGUGAAAAUGUCGGAUGUGUCUCAGGUGAAAGGGCUGGUUGAAACUCCAAAGCCACCAAGUUCGGGAAACGCCACUCCCAGUUCUCAGGCCCUUUCUCCGUCUCCCACAAACUCCAACGCUCCUCAGAUUGCUACUUUCCAGUCCCCCCGCAUGUCUACUGGCAGUGUAAACAGUUGCCAGUCCUUUGCUUUCCCUGUAUUGGUGAAGGAUGUUAGUAGGAAUCCAGGGGCUCAACCCCAACCGGAACCACAAUCUCAACCUGAAACACAGCCGCCGCAGCCGGAGAGGGAGGCUACACCGCCGGAAACUCCAAAAGAAACGUCUAAAGCAGCAGAGCCGAGUUGCUUUACAUACUUCUGUUGUUGUUGGCCACGCUGCUGUUGAUGUAUAUAGGCUUUUUUUUUUCUUUAUUAUUUGUGAAAUAUUGUUUAUAAGUUGUGCAGUAUGUUCUCUUGAUUGUUAAUGGUGGCUAGAAAAGUUUAGGGCUUUGUAAACUAUUGCAAUGUUUUCUUUAGGAAAUGUAAUAUCUAC
This is a messenger RNA of Ipomoea triloba (trilobed morning glory), 1307 nucleotides long. RefSeq lists its product as uncharacterized. The record is from RefSeq and is a predicted model, not a curated record. NCBI's taxonomy places the organism in Eukaryota, Viridiplantae, Streptophyta, Magnoliopsida, Solanales, Convolvulaceae. The transcript is spliced from 3 exons. The coding region runs from base 264 to 1160 and encodes 298 amino acids.